This is a messenger RNA of Temnothorax curvispinosus, 4477 nucleotides long. RefSeq lists its product as uncharacterized. Lineage: Eukaryota; Metazoa; Arthropoda; Insecta; Hymenoptera; Formicidae. The transcript has 3 exons. The coding region runs from base 254 to 4246 and encodes 1330 amino acids. The record is from RefSeq and is a predicted model, not a curated record.
UCCAUUAUGCUAUGCAAGUUUGCUGGGUUGACCUACUUACUGCACUAGUGUGCACUAGUUCAACUAGUGCAGUUAAAAGAAAAACAAACUCGUUGUCGAUCGUUCAGUCACAUUCUGCUGAUUUUGCAAUCUGCAUUCAAUCCUCUAUUCCUCUUCCAUGGCUCUCACAUGUCAGGGUCACAGUUACGAGUUUGUUUACAAAUCAUAUAAGUAUCUUACUCGACGUUAUUGACGCGGUGACAUAAAACAACUUAUGGAAAAUUGCAUAGUGAAUGACAACAUUAAUAAUGACUUUCUUUCGCAGUCUUAUUCUCAAGGUAUCGAAAGGAUUACGGGAACAAAAGACAGUACCUUUAAUUUUCAAAUACCAAAAGAACUUCUGGAGGUUCGGGAGAAAACUUGGAGCAACUUGUUUGAUAAAUAUUCCAAGGAGAUGUCUGAUGAUAUAGAGCUAAAUGUUGAUACUCUAGAACCCGAAGAAGAGGAAGAAGAGAAAGCAAUUAGCGAGGAAGAGUAUAGUUGUGGGCAGCGAAUACCUAUGCGUAAACCAGCGACUUUAGUACAGUAUUGGAUAAAUACUGGUAAUCCGCCCUAUAAGGUACUUUUAGAUGAGAAUGAGCUGUCUGAAAGUGGUUCGUCUCUAAGCGAGAAAGAAACUACAUCUCUGUUAGGGUCUCCGGUCACAAAUGCUGUAAAUGCGGUAAAUUCAGUAAAUACGAUAGAUGCAGGUGAUAAGCGAAAAGACUCAUCCUGCAGUUCUGUAGAUACUGCAGCUUACAUUCUAUCAAAUGCAAAUGUCACAAAGAAAGCGGAUACUAUAGCUAUUAUAGAAGGUGCAAAAUGUAUCGAGGCUAAAUCUUUGAAAGAGGUUUCUAUUAAAGAUGUAGGAGCUUCAUCCGAUGAUAAAAUUGAAUGUAUAGAAACUACAAGAAUGAAUUGUGUGAUACAUGAUGACGAUAGCAAUGUUGACGUUGACGUUGACGUUGACGGUGACGUUGACGAUGCCGAUAGCAAUGUUGACGUUGACGUUGAGGUUGACGAUGCCGAUAGCAAUGUUGACGUUGACGUUGAGGUUGAGGUUGACGACGUCGACGUCGACGUUGACGUUGACGCUGAUGUUGAUGCCGAUGCCGAUGCCGAUGCCGAUGUUGAUGAUGUUGUUGUGGAGAUGGAUGUGGAUGUGGAUGUGGAUGUUGAUGUUUCAGACACCGAAUUGUAUCCAAUGUCAAGGACAAAAUCUACGGCAACAGAAAUAUGUGAUGGCGCAGUAGCUAGUACCCUAGUAUCCGCUAACGCGAUACAAUCUAAUAUUUAUUCGCAGAGUGAGGAAACGGAUAAUAUAGAUGAGUCGACUACCAGUCAAAGAAAUUUAGAUGUGCAAACUAUAGACGACAUUGCAUCCAUUUUUCGGCAAUUUGAUAAGACGUCAAAACGAUUGGUCGAGAAUGAUAAAAGUAAUGACGUUUCAGGUCAGGAUAGGAUGCUGGAAAUGGAUACUUUUCACGGGAGGCAGGUGUCGGAAACGUCGGACGUUGCGCGUGAAAUUAUUGCAAAAGAUACGAGUCUGACAGCUUUCCAUCGUAAGAAAUUGUACACGGGCCGCGAUUCUCCUGUAGACCUGAUACUAACCGAAACACAUGGUACAAGUAGAUUAUCUGGAACAAAACAAAGUUUACAUCCUGCCUUAGAUCCGGAUGGUACGAUUAAGAGAAAGAACACGGUCUUGGUUCACAAAGGCAAAAAUAAACGUUCUCUUUCUGUUAAAAGGAGCCUUGGUUCUAAGAAACGGAAAGAGGGAAGAGAACUUUCUUGUACUUCCAAUAAAACGAUUACAGACAUUAGUAACAAGUAUACAAAUGACAACAGGAUUCAAGAUUCCAAUAUUGACAGCUCUUCCAAAAGUUUAUCGGCUUUCCAGAAUAAUUUGGAUAGACGACGAGAUGACAAACCGUUUAGGGAAUGCGAUGACACAAAUGUUUCUAUAAACAAUGAGAAACGUAAACAAAAUUUACCGUCUCUUAAUCUAAAGCCAAUCGUACUUUUAGAGCGGAUUAAACCUUUUAAACGACGUAAGCUCAAAUUUGGCAAAUAUUUGAAGAAUACCCAUAUUGCGCAAAAAAAGAAUGUACAUAAUGACGGGCGUUUAAAGAAAUUCAAAAGGUUGGAUUCUUGCGAGAUUGAAAAUCUGGAAGUAGAAACGAUAGAUAGCGAUGAAAGUACUAUUCUUAUUUGCCAAUGUAACAUAAAUGCAUCGCAGCAUGCUUCUUCUUUAAGUGACUGCUCUCUUAAUUUGAGAUUGAAUAUCGAAGACAACUUCUCUGCUUCGAAUGCAGAAAGGAAAGGCGGCGAAUUAUCAAGUUUGAGGGAUACCGACGCGAGCCAGAAUAAGGAGCUACGGAUUGUAGAGGAACUACCACGCUUAUUAACGAGAGAUUGUACAAAUACAGCAAUGAAAUCGCAGGUUUCAAAUAAGAAUAAUGCUAUCUGUGUUAGGAAUAAAUCUAAAACAUAUUCUUAUUUAUACGGAAAAGACAAAAUGGAUAACGACGUGAAACUGCGAGAGAUUAAAGUUUUAUUGGAACGAUUGCCAUUAUCAGCAAAGAAUUGUACAAGUACAACGAUGAAGAUGCAAGCCUUAAAUAAAAAUGAUGCUAUUUGGCAAAAAGGGAUAUCAAAUAAAUCUAAGGCGCACUUUUCUAAUCCAUAUGGAGCAAAUAAGAAAGAUAAUGAAAAACUUCGAGAAAUUAAAGUCGUAUUGGAGCGAUUACCUGGAAAUAUAUGUCUUAAGGAGAUCAGCAACGUUACAAAUACAAAUAGUUUUCCCAAUGAAAAGAAGAUUUCGCGGAAUACGAGUCUGCAAACUAAUCGUAAACGGGAAUCUCAAAUUAGAAAAUCUUCCAAAAUUCUGGCUCAUGAAAAUGGAGCAGCUAUUGGACCAGUUCGUAACAAUUAUUCGUUAAGAAUGAAUGCCAAAUCCAAUGAAAAUAAUGAUAAAAUAGGUGAUAUAUUCGACAUUGUCGCAGAAAGUGGAAAUCAAGUUUUCGACAGAAGUAAGACAGAAUCAGAUUCUACAUUUCAGCAGGAAACAUUUCGACAUAAAAAUCGUAGUGAAGCGAGCCAAGAUAAAUAUUCAGUUUUAUCUUUUACGUCAGAUGAAGAUGAUUUUGUUCGAUCGAUACAAUAUCCCAGAAAAAGAUCAAAAGUGUCAAUAGACGACGAUAUAUUAGACAAACCAAAUAUCGCCGAAAAAAUAUUCUGCGAUCAGACCAAGUUGAUUAUUAGCAAUAAAAACAAUGAUCGUUCUAGUAGGAACUUAAGUAUGGUAAUUCGUUCGUCGGAAGAAACUGUACAAAGAGAUAUUGGAUCGAUAAAAGAGAAGAAAGAAUGUAGUGGAGUUGUCGAGAUCAAAUCUUUUGACGGUACGCGAACGACUGACGCAGCUGACUCCUUACGGAUACGUAAAAAUGAAAGAUUUGUGUUUUUCUCAAGUGAAGAUGACAACGAUUUUGCUGUUGAUAAUUCAGAUAAACGUAGGGCAAGAAUUUCGUUUUUGGAUAGUAAGAAAAAUAAAAUAAAUAAUAACAGUCGAAAGAGUUCAAAUGGAGCGAUAACAAAGAAUGGGAUAGAUCGCAAGGAUGUCCAUGUUAUGUUCUUCCAAACGAAAACAUUUGACACAAACUCUUCAGAUUCUGAAGAAAGCAACAGUUCAUCUACUUUUAAAGCGUUAAAAAGUUCUAUUCGCAAUAGAUUGCGACAUCACAAUCGUGUAAAUCCGGAAGAGAUCUUUAACGAUUCUGUUGCAAAGAGGUACAGCAAGAGAUAUUCAAGCUCAUUGAAUUCUUCUCUUGAAAAGCACAAUCGGGUGCACGACGUAAGAACCAGAUCGACACCAAUCGACGAAGAAGCUAAAGCGAACGAACGAUUGGCUAAUGAAGGAUCUAAUGGUGAUUUUAAGUCAAGAAUCCGUGACACAAGAAAAGAUGCGUCUUCCUCUUCUCCUAUAAAUGAUGUACGAAACACAUGCAAGACGCAACACGUGCGAGAAAAAAUGUUUUCAAAUGCAAGGCACCUCGAGGCAACUAAUCUUGACCGGAGUUUACCGGAACAUAAGGAAAUCUCGGACAAAUCUAAGAAUUCACUAGUUAUUCCGCAUGACGAAACGUACGUUACACCUACGGUAAGAAAAUUGUUGACGUUCCAAACGAAAAGUUAUUACGAUUCUUCCGAUUCGAACGAAACUUUGUAGCAGACUUUGUAGUUUAAUUUUCAAGAAAUAUAUGUACUAAAAUCCGCAUGAUGUAUGUUUGUAAAAUGUAUGAAGAAUGUAUAAAUGUACAGAUGUGUAUAGAGGAAAUGUGAAAUUUUACGAAAUUGUUUAAAAUAUACUUGUAGGUAUAACGUGUACGGAAUAUGUAGCGAAUAUAAAAUAAGCUCAUAUCUUUAAUAAAAUAAAUAUAGCGCAUCGUCUAGAGAGAAA